Juglans regia (Persian walnut) is the source of this 1799-nucleotide messenger RNA. Its product is annotated as pentatricopeptide repeat-containing protein ELI1, chloroplastic-like. Lineage: Eukaryota; Viridiplantae; Streptophyta; Magnoliopsida; Fagales; Juglandaceae. Gene Ontology annotation, molecular function: RNA binding; zinc ion binding; protein binding. Gene Ontology annotation, biological process: RNA modification. The coding region runs from base 79 to 1713 and encodes 544 amino acids. The record is from RefSeq and is a predicted model, not a curated record. The transcript is spliced from 2 exons.
GGCGGCGUAUAAGAUUCCCGUGGUGCCACUCGAGCUUUUGUUGCUGUUUUUAUCCCUAAAACGUCCUAUAACUAGAAUAUGCUUUGGAAAAAUUUAUCAUAUUCUAAAAGGAUCCCUUCUUAUGUAACGCAUGGGCAAAGCCAUCAAGCUAUACUUUUGUUCCAUCAGCUUCAGAAAACUGGGUCCAAGAUCACGGAGUUGGUUCUGUCAGCGGUUGCAAGAGUCUGUGGGAAGGUUGGUGCCAUAGAAGAAGGAAAGCAAGCUCAUUGUAUGGUGUUCAAACAUGGGUUCGACAGAGAUAUGAUUCUAAUGACUUCCCUUCUUGAUAUGUACUUUAAAUGUACAGACAUCAAAGACGCUCGCCGCGUGUACGAUGAAAUGCCUUCAAGAGAUGUUGUUGUGAACAAUAACAUGAUUUUUGGGUUAUGCCGGUGUCAGUUGAUAGUGGAGGCGAUCAAUUUGUUUAAUAAUAUGUGUGAACGCGACACGGGGUCAUGGAAUUCUCUGAUUUCUGGGCUUGCACAGAACUCGGAAGAAAGGAAGGCGUUGCUUUUGUUUGGGAAAAUGAGAGUGGAGGGAGUUGAAGUUGACGUUAUGACAAUGUCAAGUGUUCUUUCAGUUUGUGCUGAUCUUGCAGGUUUGGUUAACGGUAAACAAGUCCAUGGGCUGGUGAUUAGAUAUGGGUUUGACCUACACAUACCUGUUGGAAAUGCUAUUAUUGACAUGUAUGCUAAAUGUGGAUGCAUGGAUGAUGCGUGCCAAUUUUUCAAGAACAUGCCUGCCAAGAAUGUAGUUUCAUGGACUUCUUUGAUUGUAGGUCACGGAAAACAUGGCCUGGGAUUGGAAGCUCUCGAGGCAUUUGAUGCCAUGGAAACGGAGGGUGUUGUACCAAACAAGAUCACUUUCUUGGGAGUCUUAUAUGCAUGCAGUCAUGCAGGAUUAGUUCAAGAAGGGUGGAGGAGUUUUAACACGAUGAUACACAAAUACUCGAUCACACCCAUGAUGGAGCACUAUACUUGCUUGGUUGAUUUACUUGCACGAGCUGGCCAUCUCAUGGAGGCUUAUAAUUUCAUAGAAAGGAUGCCAAUAAAGCCGGAGGCAAAGCUUCUAACAGCAUUUUUCAGUUCAUGUUGCUCCCACAUGAAUGUAGAGCUAGCAAAGACCGUUGGACAGAGAUUACUUGAAUUGGAACCCGAACAAGCAGGGACCUAUAUGUUGCUGUCCAACUUUUAUGGACUUGUUGGGGACUUCGAAGGUGUGGCAAAUGUAAGGAGAUCGAUGUUAAAGAAGGGAAUAAGAAAAGAGAAGGCAUGUACAUGGAUUGAGAUAGAUCGAAAAGUUCACACUUUUGAGUCGGGGGAUAGGUCUCAUCCCCGUAGCAAAGAGAUAUACAAGUACUUGCAAAAUCUUGUUCAGAAGCUGAAGAAUAAUGGGUAUGUACCAAACACAAGCAUCGUUAUGCAAAAUGUGGAUGAGCACACAAAGGAAGAGAUAGUUCUUGGUCACAGCGAGAAAUUGGCCAUCACGCUUGGGCUCAUUUGCUCGCCCCCGGGAACCCGUAUCAUGAUAGUUAAGAAUCUUAGAGUAUGUGCAGAUUGCCAUUUAGUUACCGCAUUGAUUUCAAAGAUUGAAGGGAGGGAGAUUGUUGCCAGAGAUUCAAGCCGAUUUCAUCAUUUCAGUAAUGGAAAAUGCUCUUGUGGAGAUCAUUGGUGAGAGAUUCGGGUAAUUAUUGAAUCCCAAUUCCUGCUGGAAGACCCAAUAAGGUUAGAAAUCAUCUUACCGCCUACCCAUGGCUUAUU